AUGACUGUGUCAACCACAUUUUUUACUCUUGAAGAGGUUGCUGCAAACCACAGUUCUAAAUCACUCUGGGUCAUCAGAAACAACAAAGUGUAUGAUAUUACUCAUUUUAUAGAUGACCAUCCUGGCGGUGGUGAGAUUUUGUUACAGUUUGGAGGCAAAGACAUUACCCAAGCCAUGCAUGACCCAAACGAACACAUGCACUCCGAGUCUGCCUAUGAUGUGCUGGAAGACUUUUAUAUUGGCGAAGUUGUCCAAUCUCAAAGAACAAAAAAAUCCCUAGUUAAUGAUACUACUGCCUCCAACAAGUCUGUGGAUCCUUUUAUUGAUAUUCACAAGCCCAUGGUUUACCAAGUUUGGACCAGUAAUUGGUCCAAGAGCUAUUAUCUUAAAAUGGUUCAUAUUCCUCGCCACGCCAAGCACACUGCUCCCUUCUUUGGAAGUAAAUAUCUAGAGGUGUUUACCACCACUCCCUGGUGGCUUAUCCCUAUCUUUUGGGUUCCCAUUGCAUCAUACUGUAUGAUAGAUGCCUUAAGAACCCUGUCUCCAAAAGUCGGUCUUGCCUGCUUUAUAAUGGGCCUGCUUAAUUGGACUUUUAUCGAGUAUGGGUUGCAUCGCUUUUUGUUUCAUGUUGACGAGUAUUUGCCCGAUAAUCGGGUUGGCAUCACGAUGCAUUUUUUAAUGCACGGAGUCCAUCACUUUUUGCCCAUGGACAGAUGGCGUCUUGUCAUGCCUCCUGCUCUUGGCUUCGCCUUGGCAUACCCUAUAUGGUGGCUCUAUGUUUUGAGCUUCCCUGGAGGAUUUGGCCAAGGCAUGAUGUCUGGAUCCCUGAUUGGCUUUGUCAUUUACGAUUUGAUACAUUAUUACCUUCAUCACGGCGGUCAAUUCAUUUCUCAUCUCAAAGAAAUGAAAUCGUAUCAUAUGGACCAUCACUAUAAGGACCCUAAUCUCGGUUUUGGAAUCACUUCCAAGUUAUGGGACUACCUUUUUUCUACCACUCUCUAAAUCAUACUCGACCUUAUUUUUCAUUGAAUAUAUCAAAUAAAUAUAAUUUUGAUUAC
Molecule: messenger RNA, 1058 nt
Organism: Batrachochytrium dendrobatidis JAM81
Lineage: Eukaryota; Fungi; Chytridiomycota; Chytridiomycetes; Rhizophydiales
Product: fatty acid alpha-hydroxylase
Exons: 4
Coding region: 1-1002 (333 amino acids)
Biological process (GO): fatty acid metabolic process; lipid biosynthetic process
Cellular component (GO): endoplasmic reticulum; membrane
Molecular function (GO): heme binding; iron ion binding; fatty acid 2-hydroxylase activity
Source: RefSeq, a predicted model, not a curated record